Lemur catta (Ring-tailed lemur) is the source of this 2770-nucleotide messenger RNA. RefSeq names its product G protein-coupled receptor 15 (gene GPR15). The record is from RefSeq and is a predicted model, not a curated record. Gene Ontology annotation, biological process: G protein-coupled receptor signaling pathway; immune response. Gene Ontology annotation, molecular function: G protein-coupled receptor activity. The transcript has a single exon. NCBI's taxonomy places the organism in Eukaryota, Metazoa, Chordata, Mammalia, Primates, Lemuridae. The coding region runs from base 129 to 1211 and encodes 360 amino acids. Gene Ontology annotation, cellular component: membrane.
AAAGGGAGAAGGAGAGAGAGAGAGAGAGAAGAGAACUGCAUAAAAGAAGCUCCCUUGAGAUUUCUAAAAUUCAUACAAAAACGUCAUAGGUAAGGAAACUUACCUGAUUUGGCAUCUGACCUUUAGUGAUGGACUCAGAAGCAACCUCGGUUUAUUUGGAUUAUUACUAUGCUACAAGCCCAAACCCUGACAUCAGGGAGACCGGCUCCCAUGUUCGUUAUACCUCUGUCUUCCUUCCCAUCUUUUACACGGCCGUAUUCCUGACUGGAGUGUUGGGGAACGUCGUCCUCAUGUGUGCGCUGCAUUUCAAACAGGGCAGCCGAAGACUGAUUGACAUCUUUAUCAUCAACUUGGCUGCCUCCGACUUCAUUUUCCUUGUCACGUUGCCCCUCUGGGUGGAUAAAGAAGCAUCUUUAGGACUGUGGAGGACGGGCUCUUUCCUGUGCAAAGGCAGCUCCUACAUAAUCUCAGUCAACAUGCACAGCAGUGUCUUCUUGCUCACUUGCAUGAGUGUGGACCGCUACCUGGCCAUCGUGUGCCCAGCCAUAUCCAGGAAAUUCAGAAGGAGAGACUGUGCAUAUGGAAUCUGUGCCAGCAUCUGGUUUAUCUCCGGCAUCCUGGGGUUGCCCACCCUUCUGUCCAGGGAGCUCACGCUGAUUGACGAGAAACCAUACUGUGCAGAGAAGAAAGCAACUUCAGUUAAACUGACUUACGCCCUGGCGGCCUUAAUUUUCACCUUUUUUGUCCCCUUGCUGAGCAUCGUGACCUGCUACUGUUGCAUCGCAAGGAAGCUGUGUGCCCAUUAUCAGCAGUCUGGAAAGCAUAACAAAAAGCUGAAGAAAUCCAUAAGGAUCAUCUUUAUUGUCGUGGCAGCUUUUGUCAUCUCCUGGCUGCCCUUUAACACUUUCAAGCUCCUGGCCAUUGUCUCUGGGUUGCAGCAAGAACUCUAUUUGUCCCCAGCCAUUCUUCAGCUGGGCAUGGAGGUGAGUGGGCCCUUGGCAUUUGCCAACAGCUGUGUCAACCCUUUCAUUUACUAUGUCUUUGACAGCUACAUCCGCCGGGCCAUAGUGCACUGCUUGUGCCCUUGGCUGAAGAACUAUGACUUUGGGAGCAGCAUCGAGACAUCAGAUAGUCACCUCACCAAGGCUCUCUCCACCUUCAUUCAUGCAGAGGAUUUUGCCAGGAGGAGAAAGAGGUCUGUGUCGCUCUAAAAUGAACUGUGACAUUUCAAGCUCUGUUGGUGAGUUAGGGAGUUAAAUUUUGUCAGCAGCAAAGAAAGAAGAGAAAUAUUAAUGAUAGAAUUCAUAUUGCUUCAUAAAUACAGGGAAGAUUAAUUUUUAAAGAGAGGGCCGAAAUGUCCCUGUGUUGUGGAUAUAAUUAGGCCAUGUCCUGAAAAAUAGCUGAGAAGCCUUAUUUGACCCUUGCCAAUGAAGAUUACCAGGCAAAAUACAAUUCCCAUCUGUCCUUGAACUCUUAGACAAAGGCUUCUGCUUGAACCAUUUCCUUUCUUCAUGAUUGUUAAUGUACAUUCAGGCCUUUCCUCUCUCAAGAAUCAUGGUAACUUCAUCUUCCCUAUUGGGCUCCAAAUUAGACUAUAUUUAAAAAAUUCUGCUCACUUUCAUCUAGUAAGAAAUAUAGUGACAGUUUAGGUAACAAAAAUAUGAUACACCUGCAUUCUGUCAUUAAUUGUUCCUGAGUUACUAAGCUACAUUCUGGCCUCAAUUUUUAUAGCUUUAUGUAGUGAUUCUUCAUCAUCUUCCAACACUGUCAUCCUAUGUCUACUCACAAUGACUUUGGGCUGGCUAAAAGCUCAUGGGGAUAAAAUCAUUUUAUGCUGUGUUUAUGAUUUGGGACUGACUUUAUCACUGGACCUUCUAGUAUUUUAACACAUAAGCAUAGGGCAAGACUUGACCUUUGUCUUAUAAGAUACAUUGGUAGAAAUGUAUCUCAUUAUAAUAGUGUAGCAACUGCUUUUUAAUAGAGUUUUACUAUGCUCUUUUGUUUUCAUUGCCUUUCUAAAUUAGGAUUUAACUUUGCUUUAAUUACAUGUUUUUAAUUACCCAGUUAUCUAGUUAUCAAAUAAAAAUGUUGCUACUAAUAUAAUUGAAGCUCAUCAAAUGCUUAGCUCCACCUCAAUGCAGAUUAUCUUUUGUAUUUUAAUCAAAAUGUUAGUGCUUCACAUUCCCUAUAGCAUCAUUUGCUUGGUGCCUGUCAUUUAGAUGUGAGAUCUGCUAAUACAGGGAGACAGGAUUCCCUGUACUAAGCCAAAGUGAAAAAUCUAUAACAAAGAUGUUGCUAGUAUUUUAUAUAUUUUUCCAAAUUCAGAAACUUUCCUGAAUUCCUGCACCUAAUAAAUAUUUACCUAGUCAAUUUGUACCUAUAUUCCUUUCAAAGACUUUGAAGUGAAAAACAUGUGAAUAGUGGCAACCACAGAAGGCUUUGCAGCAGCAAACAUGCUGUACUGUAAACAUCUUUUGAUUCAAGAGAAAGUGGAUUAUGUUUUUUAUUUCUGCUGUUGACCCAAAUGAAUUACCAUUUUACUUCUAAAUAUUAGGAUUGAAAAUCAGAAAAAGCUUAGAAUCUUUUCAGAGACUAGGUAGUUUAAUAUCAUCCCAUGUAUCUUUCACAUUAAGAGAAAUCUCAAAUAUUGGACAUCUUCUCAUAUUAUCACCUUUUUAGAAGUUGAAAACACAGUUUUUUGGUUUUAUAAAUUGAUUAAUUUAUUAAUUUCUCUUACACUUUUAUUAAAUAAAAUAUAAUUUCUUUACAU